AGUCGAGACAGGAAAUUGCACGAAUGAUAUAUCGAUUUUGUGUUAUGAACACCGAACCAAUGAUCGAUGGGAACACUGACCAACAAUUGCACGCGCAGGAAUUCUUCAUCCGACUCCUAAUCUCUUUUUUGCCCGAAUUAGAAAACCAUGUAUUUUCCAGUAAAGAAUAUUUUGAUUUGUGUGGAGAUCUAUUGGGCUUAUUUACAAAGACAACAGACUAUAAUGUAAAAGAGCUAUUUGUUGAGCUUGUCAAUCGAUUGAGGCAACAUCCUAUUCGGGAGCAAUUGCAUUUAUGCAGUGACGACACUGUAGUCGUAGGGUUACUAAAGUUGAUAAAAAUUCUUGUCGAAAAAUACAGCCAAUUAAAACGGAUACCUGAGUUAGGCGACAGCUUGAUCGACAUGAUAUUCCAUGACUGUCUGUUUGAAAUACCA
Molecule: messenger RNA, 434 nt
Organism: Paraglomus brasilianum
Lineage: Eukaryota; Fungi; Glomeromycota; Glomeromycetes; Paraglomerales; Paraglomeraceae
Source: the annotation of a GenBank genome assembly